AUGUCUCUCCGGAGAUCCGCCCGGCUGGGCUCCAUCCCAACCAUCAAAACGCCACUACAAACCGCGGCGCCGAAGGUGACUCGAGUGCAAAGCAACGGCAUCACCAAACCUCGCAAAGUCUCCACAGCCAAGAAAGCAGCAUCUAAUGCUACUGAAGAACCACCGGCCAAUACAGGGGCCUCAUAUUGGUCUCCAGAGCCCCCUACAGGGUUCAUGAGCAACAGCUUCGAUAAGCAACUUACUGAUAGCCUCACGAACAACAGACCUCACACUCCACCACCACUCGACCGCCCAGUCGACCCUCACCAAACAAACGCAACCCUCCUCACUCCACACGGCUCUUCAGUAACAGCCUAUCCCGCCAAAACAGAAGAUGCCUCGCCCUCAAAGACCGGAAUGCCCGGCCCGUUGGCUACAACAGGGACAUUACUCGAGAAAGCCACAGCCCACCUGAUCGCGACAGACCCCCGCCUGAAACCAGUCAUCGAGCAGCACCCAUGCCAACUAUUUUCGCCCGCAGGUCUAGCAGAGCAAAUCGACCCCUUCAACAGCUUGGUCAGCAGUAUCAUCGGGCAACAGGUCUCAGGCGCAGCGGCGAAGAGUAUUCGGAAUAAGUUCUUGGCGCUUUUCAAUAUCACUGAUCCGGCGGGUGUGGCGCAUUCGCGGUUUCCUUUGCCCGAGGAGGUUGCGAAAUGUGAUAUUCCGACGUUGCGGACGGCGGGGUUGUCUCAGCGUAAGGCGGAGUAUAUCCAGGGAUUGGCGGAGAAAUUUGCGAAUGGGGAGUUGAGUGCGCAGAUGUUGGCGAGGGCUAGUGAUGAAGAGCUUCUGGAGAAGCUUAUUGCUGUGCGGGGACUGGGGAAGUGGUCUGUUGAGAUGUUCGCUACUUUUGCGCUUAAGCGUAUUGAUGUCUUUUCUACGGGUGAUCUCGGUGUUCAACGUGGUUGUGCAGCAUUCGUGGGUCGAGAUGUGAGUAAGCUGAAGGCGAAGGGUGGCGGUAAGUUCAAAUAUAUGGCCGAGAAGGACAUGUUGGAAUUGGCUGCCAAAUUUGCGCCGUAUAGGAGCCUUUUUAUGUGGUACAUGUGGCGGAUCGAGAAUGUGGAUGUUGCCGUCCUGGGUGGUUAA
Molecule: messenger RNA, 1122 nt
Organism: Penicillium cinerascens
Lineage: Eukaryota; Fungi; Ascomycota; Eurotiomycetes; Eurotiales; Aspergillaceae
Gene: alkA
Product: DNA-3-methyladenine glycosylase II
Exons: 3
Coding region: 1-1122 (373 amino acids)
Biological process (GO): base-excision repair; DNA alkylation repair; base-excision repair, AP site formation
Cellular component (GO): nucleus; protein-DNA complex
Molecular function (GO): alkylated DNA binding; DNA-3-methyladenine glycosylase activity; DNA-7-methylguanine glycosylase activity
Source: RefSeq, a predicted model, not a curated record